AUGGCCCCGACCGAGGGAUCCUCCAUGGCCGAUCUUCCUGCAGUCGAUGACGACCAAGAGGAGGAGACACCGAUCCCCCGCCCCGUGUCCUGGCUCCCUCCGCACACCCCCCACGACUGCGGCGAUCCUCCCCCAAAGUCGGUCGUCCUCGACACCCUGGUCUACGCCGACGACCGCACCAACGCCUUCACCGCCGAGGGCUUCACCAGCAACAGCCUCGCCAUCUACCUCACCUUCUGGCCCGCGCAUCCGCCGCUCAUCUCAUACUUCACCGUCCACCUACCCGGCCUCCUCCAAGACGGACCGGCCACCUCGCUCGACCUUCUGCCACGCCUUCUCCGCACCGACGGCGACCUCGCCCUCUUCCGCGUCAUGGUCGGCCCUUCGCGCAGUAAUCGGAAGCACAUCAACUACAUGAUCUACCGUGUCCGUGCCGGCAUCAGCAAGCUUGAGGUGCUCCCCGCCCACCCCACCCGCUUGUUCGCCGACUGUUCAUUUGCCCUCCUGCGCUGCCGCUGCCCCGACGACGGCAGGUUCUUGGUCGCCAAUCUCCGUUCGAUUUACUCCCGUGGGCAGUACGCCCUCGACCUGUUCGACUCCCGGUCAGGCACAUGGAGCACUAAGUCGAUGCAUGCUGAGUCGCCAGAGGACUGCGACUACCGUACUCCAACCAAGGUGAUCGCCCUCGGUGGCGAUCGCGGUUCAAUCGGAUGGGUCGACCUCUGGAAUGGCAUCCUCAUCUGUGAUCUGCUCGCCGAUGAUGACCAAGUCCUCCGCUUCAUCCGUUUGCCCGUGCUUUCGGCGCCGGACAAGAUGAUCCCAGGACCUUUGGCAUGUGACCGGGACGUCUCUGUCGGCAGUGAUGGCUGCAUCAAAUACUCAGAGGUGUGGGCGAAUCCCUUGCCUGGCUCACAGAAUCGAGCCACCUACAUCUCCCAGGACUGGGGUGCUGCCAUACUGACAUGGCUGGAGCCCCAAAAGAAGUGGCAAAUCGACCUCAGCCUCAAAGCCUCAGACAUCAUUGUGGACAAGAGUCACUCCCAGUUGCUUCCUCAUCAUGUCAAGGCCACAAUGAAGAAGCCAACCUUAAGCAGACUCCACGCAGGGCAUCCUGCCUUCAGCUUGCAUGAUGAUGGUGUUGUUUACAUCAUGACUAAGGUUGACCACAGGGAGGACGACUUGUGGAUGCUUGCUGUUGACAUGAGAAGCAAGACUCUGAAAGGAGUGGCUGGUCUCACCAGUAAAAGAACCAUGGGUUUUAGAUUCAUGUACUUGCAAAGUGACCUCUCCAACCAUCUGGCGCGCACAAGCAAAAAAAACCGAGGUCUCCAACCAUCUGGUGGCCACAAGCAAAACCGAGACAUCCAAGAAUCUGCCCAAAAGCAAAAGGUCCUCACGCAGAAAGAAACGUGGUAA
Molecule: messenger RNA, 1416 nt
Organism: Triticum turgidum subsp. durum (durum wheat)
Lineage: Eukaryota; Viridiplantae; Streptophyta; Magnoliopsida; Poales; Poaceae
Source: the annotation of a GenBank genome assembly